Hibiscus syriacus is the source of this 724-nucleotide messenger RNA. RefSeq lists its product as uncharacterized. The record is from RefSeq and is a predicted model, not a curated record. The transcript is spliced from 4 exons. NCBI's taxonomy places the organism in Eukaryota, Viridiplantae, Streptophyta, Magnoliopsida, Malvales, Malvaceae. Gene Ontology annotation, molecular function: mRNA binding. Gene Ontology annotation, cellular component: cytosol; ribonucleoprotein complex. The coding region runs from base 165 to 563 and encodes 132 amino acids.
CACCCACAAAGAGAAGCGAGAUCGAGCGAAAAAGAGCAAUCAAAACAAACGAAGAAACGAUCUUGACACAAAUUCCAUAUAAAGUUCAUAACCCAAUAUUCUCGCCUCUCUUUUUUGAUUUGUUCUUGCGAUAAGAAUCUCAAAGAUCAGGUUUCAAAUCGACAAUGGCCUCAGUAGAACAACAAGUGCCUGCUGGGGUUACAGCUCCUACUGCUGAUGUUGUCGGGAAUGCUUUUGUAAAUCAAUACUAUCAUAUCUUACAUCAUUCCCCUGAGCUGGUUCACCGAUUUUACCAUGAUAGCAGCAAACUUGGUCGCCCUGAAGAAACUGGUGUCAUGCGUUUCACAACUAUGCAAGGAACAAAGGAAGGUCUUCAUCUGUUGGUGGGACUGGAUACAGAAAUGAGGGUGCAAGGGGGCGUGGAAACUAUGGCGGCGGCGGCGGCAGGGGAUAUAGCUGGGGAGAGUUUGGCAACAGGAGCAUCAAUAGAGGAUUUUCAAACCACCGUGGAGGUGAUGGAUAUCAGAGGGGUGAGCACAUGGGAGGUGGUGGCGGCCGUGUGAACUGCUCUGGUGAACCAACUUUCAAUGCAGCCUCAGCCAAGAAUGUGGCACCAAGGGUACUAUCUGCCCCUGCUUGAAAUAGGUCGACCAUUGAUCAGAAGAUAACAUCCAGUUUUCAGUGUAGUGAUUCAUCAAAUUGUUGCGUAGACUUUUAGAGGAAA